AUGUCGGCUGGCUUGUGUAUGCAGUCCCGACAGUCGGAGGAGUUGCCACACGAAAUACCUUCCGGCUCUGAUGANAGACGUGAAGGUGCUCGUUUCACGUGGAGUAAGAACGAGGCACUAGGGGACUCUCCUCGAAGGGCCAGAGGGUGGUCGAGGGCCCACUUCCAGAAGGCAAUAUCGCCAUGAAAUUCCCUACCCAGAUCCACUAGACGCCUAGAACGUGAAUGUCGGCUGGCUUGUGUAUGCAGUCCCGACAGUCGGAGGAGUUGCCACACGAAAUACCUUCCGGCUCUGAUGACAUACGUGAGGUUCCAGAGUUUCCUGCUGUACUGAGUGUUGGGAUGUAACCUCGUGAUGGGUGUAUCCCUGGAUGUGGCAAGCACUGUGUAGAAACAGUGUGCAGAGGCUCACGUGUGACUGUUAAGUACACUUGUGUAAAGACCAGAUUGAUGGUUUGAAGUGGCUCUUAGUUGGCCGAAAGGUAAGGAAAAGAAGAAGAGUGAUCGAGAGGGGGCGAGCACCACAGGGGGCGAGCCUCCAAGCUAUCACAGAAAGAUGCACACACACGGGUCAUUUCAACAUCCCGCUUUCUAGAAAUAGGCGGCUAGUCCGACCUCUAGAACGGAUCUAGAAAUGAUAUGCGUAAGUGCAUAAUCUACAGAAUUCUCCAUAGCUGUGUAUAAUCUACCGAAUUCUCUUACGGUGAUUACCUACGUGCUGUGCUUACAGCAGUACAAAAAUCAAUGACUGACAUUGAAUAUACCAACACUCCCCCGCAAUGGAAAGUCCAUUCAAAGAACAUAUGUACGCUUACAUGUACGAAUUUAGGAAAGAUAAUCAAAGAAAUGAUCAGCACUAAAUUCAAUUCAAGAAUGAUGCAGCUAUACUGCUGUGUAGGCUAAUCAAUUCUGAAACAGCGAGAGAUUCUGCUGUACGUAUUUACCAAGCAAUAAACACUCAGAGGAGAUACGAAGAGAAGAACAAUACAUGUUCAUACCAAUACUUAAUAAUUAAUGCAGCUUGGUGCAUGUUUACGUUGGCUAUAGUCUACUGCCGUAGAAGCAGUGCUUGGUUUGGCUAAACUGCUGCAGAGGCCGUGUUUGUAUUACUUGCAAGCAAACUCAAUUACCAGAGAUAAAACUACUACUACUGUGAAGCAGUGUUUAGAACAUAGUGCUUAGAAUGCAAAACAAGGAAAAAUCACCAAUCAGCUAUAGUGCCUAUAAGGUCUCGCCCGUAGGUCUGCCUGUUUGGAACGUUCGUUGAAAGCCUAGUUUAGCUAUGAUACCACAUCGUAUACUCUGCUUGACAGUCCGAAAUCAAACUCUGAAUCUACGUCGCGAGCCCAUCCUCUUAAAGGAAAGUUGAAGACCUUGGAGUCCAGGACGAACAUGAGGUCGUUUGCGCAGGGCUGCUGGUGACUGCUGAUGGUCUGCUGCGGUGGUGCCGCUGGCUUGUGCAGUAUGAGUCCAUGAUGGUCAUGAAGUAGAAGGUGAAGAAGGCUGAGAUCCGCUGAAGGUCCGCUGCUGAAGGUUGGUUGAUGUAUGUUGUGUGGGAGUGUGCGCGGGUUGCACAUCACGCUUUCCCAACAUCCUGUCGGAGGAAAAGUCGCGGGAUGAAGCGUCUUCUGGAAGAUGUUGUCUCCCCCGGUAGCGCGAGAUCUUGAAAGGUCGAUGCGCUGCUGCUAAAAGCUUCCAGAAUUUAAAAAAAAAAAAAAAAAAUGCGGUGAAAACCUGAUUGGCUGCUUCAAGGUGGGCCACACCUCGCGGGCCCCCGAAAACCGUGUUCGGUUGGUCCGUUCUUGGUCGCCAGCUGCUGUUCCGCUCAUUUGAAGUUGAUGAUCUGGGAAAUGAGAGAUUCUUGGACAUCCCUCGUGCAGUACUUGGUCCCGAUGUCUGCCAGCAUCGCACUCGAGGCCACCGCGUCCAGCUGGCAGCGCCCUUGCUGUGCCCACUCCCUGAGGCCUGCGUACCUAACGCUGAUGUGACGACUCCUCGCGCCAAAAUUGCCAUUGGAGGCCAGGGACAGCGCACUGCGAUUGUCGACCCAGCGCGUGCCGAUGACGGAGCAGCCGGCCGGAACGGAGGAAACGGGGAUGAGGUCGGCGACGUCGUGGUCGUCCAAGCUGGCUAGCUCCUUGAGCAUGGCCUGCUCCCACUCCGUUGAUUGCGGUUCCUGGUCGAUCGCCAGCUCUCCUGAUACGUCUUCGACGAUGGGCAGAACGGCAGGCGGCUUCUCAAUGAAGGUGACGCCCCAGCUUCGGAACGCAGAUGAACGGGAGGCGGAUGGAGCGCGGAUUGCCAUUUUGGUCGGUUACGGUGACCUUGAGAGCUCCUUUGGCGGUGCCGUGAAGCUGCCCUUGUCCGGCGACGUGGAUGAGGAGCGGGGGGUCGAUCUUGGUGUACUCGACCAUACGUUGUUCCAGUGCCGGAAUCAGCUCGUUGUCAAGGAAGUGGUUGGAGGCGCCGGUGUCGACGGUCAUGGUGAAGGUUUGCGCCGGGGCGGUGCUGUCGGCGAUGAAGGAGAAGCCAAUGCCCGCUGGAGGCGCCGGAGCUGAUGAAGCAGUAGUCGACCCGGGAGCAUGUUGUCCGGAUGGGCUGUAGUACUCCACCAUGGUUGUAGCAGAUGGAGUCGCGGACGUUUGUCCGUAGUUGGCUUGUGGUGCAUGAUUAAUGCGUUGGUGGUGCGGUCCACCUGGGGCGUUGCUGUUGUUGCCGUUAUAGCUGUGGCGGUCCUGCCCGCCUUGCCGAUCCCCAUUGCUGUACCGGUAUUCUUGGUUACGAUGACCUUGUUGGCGUUCAUGCUGCUGACGACCUCUUGCGCCGCCGCCGCCGUAGUUCCGGUUUUGUAGUAUACAUGUCGAAUUGUCAUGACGUGAAGUUUUGUGAAGAGUGCACCAGUCUCCUUUUCGACCGCCGGGAGCGUUGCCCGUUAGUCUCUUGUUGCGUUUCCAGCAGUGUUGGGUGAGAUGCCCUUUCUUGUGGCAGAAGCUGCAGGUCUUGGUAGUUGAAGCCACCAUGGCGGACGAGCGGCCCUUCGCAGCACGCGAAGACCCACUUGCCUCCUUGCGGUUGAUGUAGAGGUUGCGCAUGGUGUACAGGGCUUGUUCCAAAGUGAGGUCGUCCUUGGUCUCCGCUUCGUACUUGAUUCCAGAGUAAAGCUCCUCCGGUAGGCAGUCCAAAAUGAUGUUCAUGAACUGGUCGUCGGGGAUGGGACUCCCCAGCAGCUGUAGCUCAUCCCGCAGCUCGGUCAUGUCGUGCAUGAAGGCGUCCGGAUCCAUAUCCACGUCCAUGGUCAUGUUGUAGAGCUUCUUGAACAAGAUCUUCUGCCGCUGGCGAGAAGGGUUGCGAUAUUUCUUCACAAGAGCCUUCCACGCCACUAUCCCAUGAAACAUCAUGUCCGGUUUCGGUUUGAACGUAGCGACAAAUUUCUUUGCCGCACCGGUGGUGCACAUAGAGAGAAAUGCACCAAGCAUCGUGUUGGAGCUGUGCCACGCGAUGAUCUCGUCUCGGUUGAUGAUGGUCACAGGCAUUUCCCACAAAAUAGCAGCCGGAAGCUCUGUAGUAGUCGCGUAGGUGAACUGAACAGGAACAUCUGAAGGGGCGUCGGAGUUGUCGCCACCGUCUUCGUCGCCGCCGUCGAUUCCUGCUACUGCUGCAGCCGAUGCUGCAGCCGAUGCUGCCGCCGUUGCUGCUGCCUGCAACGCUGCAUCGCUCGCUGCUGCUGCCGCGCCAUUGUCGUCGUUGCCUGCUAGGAUGGCGGCUGAUGUUGCUGUCCGGGCUACCGUGGCGGCCGCCGUUGCGGCCGCGGCAUCCGCGGCUGCCUUGCUUUCAAGUACUGAUGUAGCUGCCGCACGGCGUCGCUCCCGUGAGAGGGAACGACCCCGCCGCACGGCUUGGUAUUUGGGUUCAGGGCAUUUUUGACCUUGGAUGAUCGAAAGAAUGCCUUGGCCGCGGAGUCUGAAACAAUCCAUCGCCUGCUCAUACCACUCGGUAAAUCCGCUGCCGCUAAAUUUGCCCGCGGACCGUAUCAUUUUGUCAACGAUAUCCGCUUGUUUUUGCUCGUCCAUCUUGAGUAGACGCUGCUGUAGACGCUGCGAUGAACUAGAUGACGUGGGUUGAAGUUACGCUCACGUACGUUGACGUGUCGAAUGUUGUACCCGUUCGCAAGGAAGCUAACAGUCCCGCGAAAGAAAAUGGGCUACCGCUCUACUUGGGUACCCGGGGUGCUUACGGCGAUAGAAGCCGAUGUCGUGGCGUACGUCUCGGAAGUACGUCCCGAUGUAGUGGCGAAGCUGCUGAAGAACUUGCCGAAAGACGGUGUGAUUAACUCGUCGUCCUGGUGUUCCGUCGAACCCAGGCGCUCUUCUUCUAGAAAAAACUCCGCAGAAAAAUGCGGAACGUUGAAAUCUCCCGCUGGAUCGGGUGGAUGAUGAGGGUAGCUUGUAGAUAGAGCGUGUAGAACGUGAAGUGGACGAUCCGUGAUGAAGCCGUGGAAGAACCGACGAACUCGAUGGAAGUCUUCACGUGCCGUCCCGAAGAAGAAAAUGCUGGCCAGCUGUUUCUUCGGAACUCGAUGCGGUGCGCCUGUUUCUUGGGCUGUACGCGACGCUGCUGAACAGUCGAUGCUGCUGCUGAUGCUCCCUCUUGCCGUGAAGUAACGAAGGCGAAUAACCUGU
Messenger RNA from Ectocarpus sp. CCAP 1310/34, 4678 nucleotides. Lineage: Eukaryota; Phaeophyceae; Ectocarpales; Ectocarpaceae. The record is from the annotation of a GenBank genome assembly.